UUAUAAAUAAAUAUCGCUGAAUGUACGUGCGAGAUAAUUGUGUCUAUGUAAUCUAUUAAUAGGACGGUUUUUGUUUGUUUUUCGCUUUGAUGUUUCUCGCGCCGGCAGCGGUCGUAUCCACACUAAAAAUAAUGUAACCGAUGUACGACUGAACUAUAUUUGAGAAGCAGGUAGUCGCGAGCUAAUAUUUUCGGCUUUAGUACGGUGCGCUGAAAUAUAACGUAACAUUCCUUCAACAUUCACUUUCGUCGUCUUACGCUGUCGUCUAGCAAAUUUAAAUAUUAAGCAAAUCUAAUAAGUUUACAAUAUGAAGAAUAAAUUUAGGAAUACAGACUCUAACAUUAAGGCGGGUGAUCUUCUUUUAACUGAACAGCCGUUCGCCUUCGUGUUGAUGUCUAAAGAAAAGGGUAUUCGCUGUGAUAACUGCUUGGAAAAGGGCAAGGUGCUCAAAUGCUCGGGAUGCCAGUUCGUGCACUACUGUGGGCGAGCGUGCCAGAGGGAUGCGUGGAAUGACCACAAGUGGGAAUGCGCGAAUCUGAAGAGAGUGGCGCCUAAAGUGGUCCCCGAUGCGGCUCGGAUGCUGGCGAAGAUCAUUAACCGGCUCGCCAGGGGCGACGGCCAUUCUUAUAGGUCUUUCUAUUCCGCCACUGGCUUCAGGAUGUGGAAGGACCUGAUGUCGCAUUAUUCCGACCUGAAAGCCGAUAAGAAACGGAUGGAGCACUUUUCGUCACUAUGCGUUGUGCUGUUCGAGUUCCUGAAGGACAUAUCCCUUCCUAACACCGUCGAACUUAUGGGCAUAUACGGAAGAAUGAUCAUAAACAGCUUCACGAUCCUGGACACGGACAUGAACUCGAUAGGCACGGGCGUGUAUCUGGCGUCGUCUAUAGUCGACCACAGUUGCAACCCCAACGCGGUGGCCACUUUCGACGGCAAGACGAUUAACCUGCGGGCGCUCACCGACCUACCAUGUCUGGACUGGGACCAGAUCCGCAUUUCCUACAUCGACCUAAUGUACACACCGUACGAGCGACAAACGGAUCUACUGGAGAACUAUUACUUCCUAUGCCAGUGUGAGAAGUGCUUGGACGAAACCCAAGUUCGUACGGUGCACGCGGCAAAAUGCCUCAACGUAGACUGCAAGAACACAGUCAACAUUCCGUGGAAGAACUGCCCUUUAGUGAGAAAGGCUGACAGUAAACACGUAAACGGGGUCAGUGUGAACGGGGACAGUAACGGGGAUACUGUGAACGGGGACAGUACCGGGGAUACUGUGAACGGCGAAAAUAGGGUGGAAGAGUUGCCUGAUGUUAUAAGGUGUGACGAAUGCGGGACCAAAUAUACGGAUAAGCACGUGGAGGACUUCCAACGGGCUAUGGACAUAACUGAAGAGCAUCUAAAGGUCAUGAAGGACGCUUCUGUGGCUUACGUGGACAUAUGCCAGUACUGCCUGUCGCGGCAGGGCGCGCUGCACCCGCUGAACGUGCUGCGCGCGCAGACGCUCGACCACGCGUUCGACGCGCUAGUGCUCGUGCGCCUGUGGGAGCGCGCGCAGGACAUCGCCGAACUGCUGCUCCCCUGCUUCCGAUUUUACUACGGCGAGCGACACCCCCUCCUAGGCAUCCUCCACCUCAAGUACGGUAAGAUCCUUCUAUACAAGAUGUGGAUACCAAAAGCGUUGGAACACUUCAAGAGCGCCGAGAAGAUACUUAAGAUAACCCACGGCGAUAAGCAUCCGCUGUAUAGAGAACAACUGAUGCCUAUCAUGAGGCAGGCCAUGGUGGAAUCGAGCUACGGAAAUUAAAUUA
Molecule: messenger RNA, 1805 nt
Organism: Cydia amplana
Lineage: Eukaryota; Metazoa; Arthropoda; Insecta; Lepidoptera; Tortricidae
Gene: Smyd3
Product: histone-lysine N-methyltransferase SMYD3
Exons: 10
Coding region: 308-1801 (497 amino acids)
Cellular component (GO): nucleus
Molecular function (GO): protein binding
Source: RefSeq, a predicted model, not a curated record